This is a messenger RNA of Zea mays, 291 nucleotides long. Its product is annotated as ras-related protein Rab5A. The transcript is spliced from 3 exons. Gene Ontology annotation, molecular function: GTPase activity; GTP binding. The annotation marks the transcript as partial. The record is from RefSeq and is a predicted model, not a curated record. NCBI's taxonomy places the organism in Eukaryota, Viridiplantae, Streptophyta, Magnoliopsida, Poales, Poaceae.
UCUACAAGUUUUUGUUUUAAUUUUCCUUUCCUUUUUAAUGCAGGAAACUCGAAUACAAUAGUGGCUCUUGCUGGGAACAAGGCUGAUUUGUUAGAUACGAGGCAGGUGUCAGCAGAUGAAGCAAAGGCGUACGCUCAAGAGAAUGGUCUCUUCUUCAUGGAAACUUCUGCCAAAACAGCUACCAAUGUGAACGACGUGUUCUAUGAGAUUGUGAAGAAACUGCUUCAAGGGCAGCAGGUUCAGAACCCACAAGGCAGGAUGGUUCUCAACCAGAGACCACCUGAGAGGAUG